AUAGUUUUCCCAUUUGAGAGACAAAAAUGGAAACAAUUUAUGAGACAAUCUAGAAGUGAUAGAAACAAAAAUCCAAGAAUCAAAGAAAUAAAGAAAUUCAAAAGCAAAACGCAAAACCCAUCAAAUCAUCAGUUCACAAUUUACAGAAAGAAUUAAAACCCACAAAAAUCAGUCGACAAAUCGUAUUUAGACACUCACCUCUUAAACACCCAACAACCGCUGUAAUACAUUUAACUAUAAAUUAUUCUUUGUUUAAUUUGGGUCUGAAGUCAUCAUCAGCCAUCAAACCUCGUCAGAUCCAAAUUCAGCCUCAAAUUAACUGCCCAACUUCUCUUCUUUUGUUUGAUUCUUUUGUAAUGAAAUGAGAUUAUGAACUCAGCUAAGGACUGAAUGUGGAUGAGUUAGUUUGAUUUCUGAACUCAAAACAGCAUCAGUAUUUAUACCCAUGUCUGCAAAUUUUGUUCAACUCAUGGUUCGUAGUAAUUGGUCAGCAUUGUCUUGGAGAUAAAAAGAAAAACAAGAGAGAAAAUGAGGCUGAGGAACAAAUUCAGAAAAUCAACAGCUUUCCCUUGCAAUGCAGGAAGCAGAUGUUCGAUGUCUGCUGUGGUCUGGAGCUUGGUCGGAUUUUUAAUUUUUCUUCAUUUAUACUCCCUUGUUGGUCACACCAGUGCCGGAAAAGGUGGAGAAAUUCAAUUUCGUGCCACUCAUCGUCCUCUUAUCCGUGAACUUGAAGAGGUGGAAGAGGAAAAUAUCCAAAUUCCUCCACCGAGAAAAAGAUCUCAACGUGCUGCCAAAAGAAAGCCUUCCAAGAGGUCAACCUCGUUGAUUGAUGAAUUUCUUGACGAGAAUUCCCAACUUCGACACAUUUUCUUUCCUGGUAUGAAAAGUGCUAUUGAUCCGAUGAAUGAUGCUGGCAACAAUAGUUUGUACUAUUAUCCUGGGAGAAUUUGGCUGGACACCGAGGGAAAUCCUAUUCAAGCUCAUGGGGGAGGUAUUCUAUACGAUGAGAGGUCGAAGACUUAUUAUUGGUAUGGAGAGUACAAAGACGGACCUACUUAUCACGCUCACAAAAAAGGAGCAGCACGGGUUGACAUUAUCGGUGUUGGUUGCUACUCCUCCAAAGAUCUGUGGAAAUGGAAAAAUGAGGGGAUUGUAUUGGCAGCAGAAGAGACAGAUGAAACCCAUGACCUGCACAAAUCUAAUGUGCUCGAGAGGCCAAAAGUGAUAUAUAAUGAUCGGACUGAGAAGUAUGUGAUGUGGAUGCAUAUUGACGAUGCCAACUAUACUAAAGCUUCCGUUGGUAUUGCUGUUAGUAAUUCCCCCACUGGUCCUUUUAAUUACCUCCGAAGCAAAAGACCCCACGGAUUUGACAGCAGAGAUAUGACAAUAUUUAAAGAUGAUGAUGGUGUUGCUUAUCUUAUAUAUUCCUCAGAGGACAAUAGCGAGCUUCACAUGGGACCUCUUACGGAUGACUAUCUCGAUGUCACCCCUAUUAUGAGAAGGGUCCUCAUCGGACAACACCGGGAAGCCCCUGCAUUGUUUAAGUAUCAAGAGACUUAUUACAUGAUCACGUCCGGGUGCACCGGAUGGGCACCAAAUGAGGCCCUAGCACAUGCAUCCGAGUCGAUUAUGGGGCCAUGGGAAACUAUGGGAAACCCGUGUAUCGGAGGUAACAAAAUGUUUCGACUGACAACAUUUUUUGCUCAAAGCACAUAUGUGAUUCCAUUGGCAGGGAUUCCGGGUUCUUUUAUUUUCAUGGCAGAUCGGUGGAAUCCCGCUGACUUGAGGGACUCGAGAUAUGUAUGGUUACCGUUGAUAGUUGGCGGACCUGCCGAUCGGCCUCUCGAGUUUAAUUUUGGAUUCCCAGUAUGGCCAAGAGUAUCUUUAUACUGGCAUAGAAAGUGGAGGCUUCCUUCUGGAUGGAGAGGGUUAAAAUGAGAGGUUUUUGCAUCUUAUUUAAUGUAUAAUUAGUGAAAUGAUGUUUGCUUAUUCAUUAUAAUUGGCUUAAUAAAUUUUGAGAAGCCUUUACUUUUACAUUUAGGUGAUGUUAAUAUUAGGCAGGAGGAUUCUCAUGUUUGUUGGAAGAAGUAAUUCCUGAGAGUUGGAAAAUUUGGCAAUAAUAAGCAUUACUCCACACUGUGUAUAACAAUUACUAAAAAUGUUACUUAUAUCAAUUUUGACAAUGAUUUGAAGAAUUUUAUUAUAA
Molecule: messenger RNA, 2206 nt
Organism: Mercurialis annua (annual mercury)
Lineage: Eukaryota; Viridiplantae; Streptophyta; Magnoliopsida; Malpighiales; Euphorbiaceae
Exons: 3
Coding region: 529-1938 (469 amino acids)
Biological process (GO): carbohydrate metabolic process
Molecular function (GO): hydrolase activity, hydrolyzing O-glycosyl compounds
Source: RefSeq, a predicted model, not a curated record